AAUUGAGUAAAAAUACUUGCACAUUUUCUGAUUAAAAAAACAACAAACCUGGUUAAAAUUUAUUGAGAACUGAAUUCAUAACAAAAUUGAAAUUGUAAAGGGACUUUAUGGACACCUUGUAUAAUAAAUUUAACUCCUAUGUAAUUUUACUGCAAAUAACUCAUAUUUUACAUGUAAUCAGGGAAUUUUACAGUAUAUAUUCUUGAGGAAAACUUACUUAGAUAACCUUAUUUUCAGUUUUGUUUAGAACCAAAUUUGCCUUGUUAUCAUGUGUUAUUAUUUCAGCAGUCUGAAAUAAUGCUGUCUUAAAUCAAAAUUCAUCAAUUUCAUGUUAUUGAAUCUCAGACAAAAGCACACUAAUAAAAAGGCAAUGAAUAUUGUGUAAUAUUUGAAGCAUUUCGGUACAACAUGUCAACAUACACAUUUUUCACUUAGCAAUCAAUGGUCAAUAACUAAGCAGAAUUAUUUCAUACCUCUUGGCUAUGUCACUGUCAGUCACAGUCCAUUGAUUUUUGAGAUAGAAAAACAUUUUUUUGUUAUGUAUUAUCAACUAUUAGUUCAUGUGUGUUCCAAUUUAUGCACUUUUUUCCUUCAUUCUGAAGAGAUGAAUAUAAUUUCUUGUUCCAUUCCUAUUCUAUGUCCAAUAAUCCAAGAAUACACUUUCUUAUCUUUCAUUUUUUCAUCAGAUAUGUAAUGUACAAUAUGAAUAAAGCAUUUCAAAGAAAACUCUCAGCUUUGCAAUUCCCACAAGCCUCAAAGUUCAAUGCAAAUGAUGACAAACAAUUCAAACUCAUCAUACUUUGGAUAGAAGACCAAAAGGUUCGACAUUACAAAAUCGAUGAAAGACAAGAAUUAAGGAAAUUUGAGGAGCCAGCAUGGACAAAAGCAUUCACUAAAUAUUUGACGGAUGUGAUGUGUCCUUUCUCAUCUAGCGAUAAAAUGUCCGCUCUCGAUUGGCUACUGGGACUUGCUGUCAGACUGGAAUACGGCGAUAAUGUUGAAAAAUACUCAAAAGUAACAGGUCAAGCUGUCCAAGAGAGACGGAAAAAAGCAUCAGAGCCUGUUGCAGCAUCAUCUAUUGAAAAUAUAAGUUCAAGCGACCCAAACUUCAGGAAAGGUCUCGAAUCAAUGGCGAAGGCCCUUCAAAUACCUCUGCAUGAAGAUUAUAUGGUAACGUUAAAAGCAAUAAGAAUUCUGGUAGAAGAAAGACUAACGAAAUCUGCAAUUGAAAAGGCAAAAGAUAAAAAAACAGAAAAAGGGGUGACAAGGAUUCCUAUUGAGGACAAUGAACUAGGCUUUGAUACCGGAGAUGAAAUUCUCAACGACGCUGCUCGAGCUCUCCGUUUACUUCAUAUUAACGAACUCAGAGACUUACAAAAUAAAAUUAACGAAGCAAUAGUCUCCGUACAGACUAUAACCGCUAAUCCUAAGACUGAUCAGAGGCUAGGAAAAGUUGGAAGAUGAAAUUAACCUCAAAACAGACAAGAAUAGGCUGAUUACAGACUACUUACACUAAAACACCAUUCUAGGCAAUUGUAUUUUCAUUAUUUGGUUACUGAGUGCUUGGCCAGCGUGGGUAAGCUUUUGAACAACGCACAAAUCAAAGAUGUCUAUAUCGGAAUAGUUUGGUAAUCUAGAAUUACAUUACGUUAAUUUUGAUUUUUAGAUGUCUCACACCAAACUUUUAUUCUGUGUUUUGUAAAGUCAAACUACUUCAGACAAAAGUUUAAUGAAUUA
This is a messenger RNA of Styela clava, 1737 nucleotides long. Its product is annotated as RNA transcription, translation and transport factor protein-like. Lineage: Eukaryota; Metazoa; Chordata; Ascidiacea; Stolidobranchia; Styelidae. The record is from RefSeq and is a predicted model, not a curated record.